Hirsutella rhossiliensis is the source of this 555-nucleotide messenger RNA. RefSeq lists its product as uncharacterized. The transcript has a single exon. The coding region runs from base 1 to 555 and encodes 184 amino acids. NCBI's taxonomy places the organism in Eukaryota, Fungi, Ascomycota, Sordariomycetes, Hypocreales, Ophiocordycipitaceae. The record is from RefSeq and is a predicted model, not a curated record.
AUGAAGUUCAUUGCUGCUGCCACCCUUUUCCUUGCCUCGGCUCUGGCCGCGCCCAUUGCUGGCAAGGACGGGUACAAGGACUUCGGCAAUUACGAUGGCUACAAGAACAGCUACGGCGGCGACUAUGGCUACGGCGGCGACUACAAGGUCGGCGGCUAUGGCAACGACCACUACAAGAGGGGCGAUUACAACGACUACGGCCAUGAUGAUCACUACAGGAACGGCUAUGGUGGCGACUAUGGCUAUGGCGGCGACUACAAGGUCGGCUAUGGCGGCGGUAACUACAAGAGGGGCGGUGACAACUAUGGCGGCGACUACAACAACGGCUACGGUGGCGACUACAACAACGGCUACGGCGGCGAGUAUGGCUAUGGCCGCGGUUACAACAGGUACGGUUAUGGCGGCGACUACAAGAACGACUACGGCCACGGUCAGUACAAGAGGGGCGGUGACAACUAUGGCGGCGACUACAAUAAUGGCUACGGCGGCGACUACGGCUAUGGCGGCGACUACAACAAGCACGGCUAUGGUGGCGACUACUACAAGAAGCAGUAG